AUGACUUUAUCAUCCAUUUGCAUCAUCAUUUUGGUCGUUCUUGUUGGGCGUUCAUCAGCUCAAAAUUGUCAACUUACGGUGCCCGCAAAUCCUUUGACUGCUCAAGGGCUUGCUACUCCUUAUCUACUCAGUGGAGAUGCUACAUGCAAGCAAGCCACUAUACCAAGCUUCGUCGAGGCCACCAUUGUCGAUACUAAAACUGGCGCCCUUUCUGUGUACAAUCCUCUCGUCAUUGACAUCAACACAAAACCUGGAAUUCCACCUGUUGUUCCAAACCUUGCUACUGGUGCUGUCGUUGGGAUCUGGUUUGGAACGAAUGCAGCCACCAUAACAUUGAUUAAUCCCGUCGGUGUCAAUGCUAUUGGACAAGGUCUUUGUGUAAAUGGCAUUCCUGGCUCUAUUUUUGGACAGUUUGCAGCGUGUAACGCUCCUGCCAUGUUUGCUGCUGCUACGGCUGCCAAAGUCGCAAUUCCACCACUUGGUGUUGGAUUGAACAAGUUGCCCUGUUAUACUACUCGUAGCUUCCAGAUUGUUGAUAUGGAUCCAUCGGACAAUGUGGUUGCAUCAUAUCUUGUUUUGGCAAAUGGAUUGAUUGCUCAAUCUACUGCAGUAAAUAAGAAGGCCAAUGCUAAUGCUACUGAGAUCAACAAUGGAAGUGAUAAUCUCUUAUUGGAUGUUGCUAUGAGACCAGCUUUGAACUGCACAGCUUUUGUCGCACCUGACUUGACCAAUCCUGGAUUCAUGAAAGGCUCUCUUGCGUUGAAUGAACUUCAAGCAGCCAAGUUACAAGCUGCGCCUAUUGCUCGUGUACCUCCUGCAGAUCCUAUGUGUCUGGCGAAUGGAGCUCUCAAUGCUACCAAACUCAAUCUCUACAGAGCUUCAGUCAAUCAACCUGCUACUGCUGCCAAAAACUUGACUGCUUUGACAGCAGUUGAUACCAAAUUUUGCAAGAACUUCUUGGCUACUGGAGCAUCUUCCAUCAAGACUGACAAACCAUUUACCAUGGGAAAACCAUCUCCUGCUCCUGCUGUAGCUAUUGAUCUCUUCACCUUUCUGGCUCAACGUUUUGCAAUCUCCUUUGGUGCUGGUGGGCUCAACUGUAUUGGGUUGUUGAAUAUGACGACACCUCCAAUUGUUCCUGUAAUGGAUGGCAAAGGAGUAACAGUCAAUGUCACAUUCAAGAUUUGA
Synchytrium microbalum is the source of this 1188-nucleotide messenger RNA. RefSeq lists its product as uncharacterized. Bases 1 to 1188 code for a protein of 395 amino acids. The record is from RefSeq and is a predicted model, not a curated record. The transcript has 9 exons. Lineage: Eukaryota; Fungi; Chytridiomycota; Chytridiomycetes; Synchytriales; Synchytriaceae.